Molecule: messenger RNA, 1326 nt
Organism: Ipomoea triloba (trilobed morning glory)
Lineage: Eukaryota; Viridiplantae; Streptophyta; Magnoliopsida; Solanales; Convolvulaceae
Product: ATP-dependent DNA helicase PIF3-like
Exons: 2
Coding region: 1-1326 (441 amino acids)
Biological process (GO): telomere maintenance; DNA repair
Molecular function (GO): DNA helicase activity
Source: RefSeq, a predicted model, not a curated record
AUGUUCACUGCUUGGUUUGAGGCUAACAAGAAUUUUGAUUCAGCGAAGCAGUUGCCAUACAUUGACAUGCCAACAAAGUUUGUUUGGAAGAAGGAUAUCAGAGAGUGGCAUCCCAGGCAGAGGGGGUUCUCAAUUGGAAGAAUUUUUUAUGUACCUCCAGGAAGUGGUGAAAUAUACUACUUGAGAUGUCUUCUAAAUGUAGUUCGAGGGCCGACUAAUUUUGAGGACAUCAAGUCAUAUAAGGGUGUCAUAUACCCCACUUUUCGAGAUGCAUGUUACGCUAGAGGUUUGUUAGAUGAUGAUAAAGAAUACAUUGACGCCAUUGUCGAAGCAAGCCAGUGGUCUACUACUCAGUCAAUGAGGAAAUUGUUUGUCAUAUUACUUACUUCGAACUUGGUGAAUCGCCCGGAAAAUGUGUGGAAUGUAGUGUGGCAACAUCUAGCAGAAGAUGUACAAUUUAACAAGCGCAAAGUGUUGCAACAAGAAGAUUUGUGUUUGUCCGAUGACGAGAAGAAGAAUUUGUCCUUGAUUGAAAUAGAGCGUUUGUUACAGUCCUACAACAAGUCAUUGAAAAAUUACCCGAAUAUGCCACUUCCAAACUUCGAUGAUGCUGUCCGUUGUGAUAACCGUCUGUUGUGGGAUGAACUUGAUUACGAUCAUGACGCAUUAUUAAAGGAGAGUCAAACAAUGGAGAGGCAAUUGACGGAUGAGCAAAAAGUUGUGUACAAAACUGUAGUAAAUGAUGUAGACCACCAAAAGGGGGGGUUGUACUUUGUCUACGGGUAUGGUGGAACUGGGAAAACAUUUGUUUGGAGAGCGUUGUCUGCAAAAAUUCGCUCGAGAGGGGAUAUUGUCAUAAACGUAGCAUCGAGUGGAAUCGCAUCUUUACUGCUCCCUGGCGGCCGAACAGCACACUCGAGGUUUGCCAUACCUAUUACAGUCACGGAGGAUUCAACCUGCAACAUCACCCAAUGUAGUAACUUGGCCGAACUCAUUAUACAGUGCAAACUAAUAAUAUGGGAUGAAGCACCGAUGAUGUACAAGCAUUGCUUCAAGGCACUGGAUAGGACAUUGCGGGAUCUACUUCGGUUCACUGAUCAGAAUGCUGGAAACCGAACUUUUGGAGGCAAGACCGUAGUACUCGGUGGUGAUUUCAGACAAAUACUGCCAGUGAUCCCUAAAGGUUCAAGGCAAGACAUUGUUUCAGCUUCAAUCAACUCUUCGUACCUUUGGGAUUCAUGUCAAGUGCUAAGGUUAACAAAGAAUCUAAGACUUUCAAACAAAGAAUCAACAGUUGAUCUCAAAACAGUUCAAGAAUUUGCAUAG